AUAUUUUUUAAAGCUGCAGGACACCAACCAGCAACAAGGAACUCUUUGAAUGAACUGUGACAAGGUGUUGUUCUUUUCCCCCUCCCUCUGUCUUCUGUCUUCCGGGAACAUUAAUAGGCUCCAUGCCGAGUAAUGUGACCAAUUGAAUCAUCCUCGCCCUGGAGCUGGAAGCUGCAGAUCGGAGGAGCAAAGAACGCCGUCCUCAGUCCAGCUCCCACUCUGAGGAAACCUCUCUGUGAUACUCUCAGUUUCUGCACAGGACUCUGGGAUUUUACACCCCAUUCUCCAAGGAAGCAGUGACAAUCUUUCCAUGUGCCUCGGCCCCCUUGCCCUCUUGGCAGACCUCAGACCAGCUCUUUGAAAAGGUCACAGGGCCUUUGUUGAGCCAUAAUUGCAGUUCUAGGAUCAUACUGACUUACCCAGCUUGAGCUCCACCUGCAACCAUGACAACCAAAUCCAAUAGUAGUGUUCUAGGUGGUAAGGCCUCCUCCUCUCCUCUCUUGUCCUCUCCACCACGCCAGCGCCUGGUCACCAAAGAUGGACAUUGUGUUCUUCGUCCACCUCAGUGCCCUUCAGGCUUGUGGCGUGGGGCAUCAGGCAGAGCCUGGCUCCUGGCCCUGCAGGACCUGUGGGGAUUGUUGGUUGGCCUGCGCUGGAGAUGGGUCCUACUGGCCUUCUGUGCUUCUUUCCUGGCCCACUGGCUGCUGUUUGCCUGCCUAUGGUACAUGCUAGCCCACCUUAAUGGAGACCUGGCCGUGCAGGACCAUGAUGCUCCCCCACAGGGACAUGUGGUUUGUGUGAAGCACAUUACCAGCUUCACUGCCGCUUUUUCCUUCUCCCUGGAAACACAGCUGACCAUUGGCUAUGGCACCAUGUUCCCCAGUGGGGACUGUCCCAGUGCCAUAGCACUGCUGGCUGUGCAGAUGCUGCUGGGGCUCAUGUUGGAAGCAUUCAUAACAGGUGCAUUUGUAGCCAAGAUUGCACGUCCCCAGAAGAGAGCAGGAGCCAUCCAGUUCAGCCCCCAGGCAGUGGUGGGCCAACACCAGGGCCAGAAGUGUCUCAUGCUACGAGCCACCAACCUGCUGCAGCGACCUCUGGUUGACGUAAAGGUGAGUGCUGUGCUCUACCAGGAGCAUGAGGGUCAGGCCCUGCACCAGACCUCUCUGGACUUCCACUUGGAUCAUCUGGGGCAGCAGCCCUGUCCCUUCUUCAUCUUCCCACUGACCUUUUACCACCCGCUGGACCGCCGGAGCCCUCUCUACCCUGCUCUGUGUGAGGGCAUGUCUAAACACUUUGAACUGGUGAUCUUUCUGUCAGCUUUGCAGGAAGGAACUGGUGAUUCCUGCCAGAAGAGGACCUCCUAUCUGCGCCAAGAAAUCCAGUUUGACCGUCACUUUCUCCCUGCUUUGGGGCUGGAUGCUCGGGGUAAAUUCAUGGUGAGCACCCAGCAUUUUGACACAGCCCACUCAAAAGAGCCUUUGAACAAGGACUGUGUUGUGCAGAUCAAUGGUGAUGGCAGUGACAGGAUGGAGUAAGGAUACCGAAGGGGAGGUCUCAUAGGGACAGAGGGAGUUCUGAAGGAUAUCUGUAGAGAGCAAUAGCGCGGCACAUAUUUUUGUCAGAAGAUAAGUCUACUGUUUAAACAUAAAUUUAGAUUUAACAAAUUAAGUAAUUUUAAACUAUAAUGUAUAUCGGACAUGGCUGCUGCAGACUCCCUCAGCUCCUCCUGGAGUCCCUAGAGCAGCAACCAGGGUAUGAUCCCCACUGGCUUCUCACCCAUCAAUAUAUCCAGUUGUGUUGGUUUGAUGAAUAUAUCUAACAAUAUUCGAAAAUAUGAUUAUAUAUUUUAAUUAGUGGUGGCACAAUCAAUUUCAAAUUCAGUUCCAGAGUACUUCAUUGUUACUACCUGAUCA
Messenger RNA from Scatophagus argus, 1913 nucleotides. RefSeq names its product potassium inwardly rectifying channel subfamily J member 13 (gene kcnj13). Lineage: Eukaryota; Metazoa; Chordata; Actinopteri; Scatophagidae. The transcript has 3 exons. Gene Ontology annotation, molecular function: inward rectifier potassium channel activity. The record is from RefSeq and is a predicted model, not a curated record. Gene Ontology annotation, cellular component: plasma membrane. Bases 444 to 1535 code for a protein of 363 amino acids. Gene Ontology annotation, biological process: potassium ion import across plasma membrane; regulation of monoatomic ion transmembrane transport.